AUGGAUUUGAUGAAAGGACAUUCCUGGACCAGUCCGACCCGUCACGGCACAGCCGCACAGCGCCGGGCCAGACCCGUCACGGCACAGCCGCACAGCGCCGGGUCAGACCCGUCACGGCACAGCCGCACAGCGCCGGGCCAGACCCGUCACGGCACAGCUGCACAGCGCCGGGUCAGACCCGUCACGGCACAGCCGCACAGCGCCGGGUCAGACCCGUCACGGCACAGCCGCACAGCGCCGGGCCAGACCCGUCACGGCACAGCCGCACAGCGCCGGGUCAGACCCGUCACGGCACAGCCGCACAGCGCCGGGCCAGACCCGUCACGGCACAGCCGCACAGCGCCGGGUCAGACCCGUCACGGCACAGCCGCACAGCGCCGGGCCAGACCCGUCACGGCACAGCCGCACAGCGCCGGGUCAGACCCGUCACGGCACAGCCGCACAGCGCCGGGUCAGACCCGUCACGGCACAGCCGCACAGCGCCGGGCCAGACCCGUCACGGCACAGCCGCACAGCGCCGGGCCAGACCCGUCACGGCACAGCCGCACAGCGCCGGGCCAGACCCGUCACGGCACAGCCGCACAGCGCCGGGUCAGACCCGUCACGGCACAGCCGCACAGCGCCGGGUCAGACCCGUCACGGCACAGCCGCACAGCGCCGGGUCAGACCCGUCACGGCACAGCCGCACAGCGCCGGGUCAGACCCGUCACGGCACAGCCGCACAGCGCCGGGCCAGGGGCCUUUGUCAUGUGUGAAAAAUGUUGA
Knipowitschia caucasica is the source of this 765-nucleotide messenger RNA. The record is from the annotation of a GenBank genome assembly. Lineage: Eukaryota; Metazoa; Chordata; Actinopteri; Gobiiformes; Gobiidae.